AUGCGGGCUCAUAGGUUUCCCGCUACCUUGCUACUGUUGCUAUUCGCAAUAGAAGCCUUGGACGCAAACCGAAGAAAGCAGAAAGAGAAAACACUCCCCGCAAUCAUAAACAUAUGUGACAUCAAUGACAGAGAUUCUAAAGUCCAUUGCUACUGCGAACACAGUCAAGACAUCAACGAAGCGGAAAAAACAGAAUGCUGGGUAUUCAACGGAGGGAUGCUAAAAACCGAUCCAUUAUGGACAAGCUUUACGUCUCAGAUAAACAUUCAAACUUUAGCCUUCAACGUCAGAGCGGAUGGCGGAUUAGAUUUCGUCCCGACAAAAGUAUUACUAUACCUGAGGAAAUUGAAAAACUUCAGCAUAAAGUACAGUUCCAUACCAAAGAUAGAAACGAAUACUUUUGUAAAUCUCACAUCAAUCCAAGAGAUGACGCUUACAAAGAACAAAAUUGCCAUACUGGGCAAAUAUUCAUUUUCUAACAUGCCAAACCUAACAGUGCUCACUUUAGACGAGAAUAGGAUAACAGAGCUCGUAACCGACACGUUUUAUGAACUCCCAGCACUACAAAAACUUUAUCUCACUAACAAUAACAUAACUGUUAUACAAGAUGGAGCAUUCGGGCAUCUCGUGAACUUACUAGAAUUAGAAUUGGAUAGAAAUAAUAUAAGCGAACUUAGAAAAGAGUGCUUUGAUGGCCUCGCCAACCUUAAGAGACUAGAUUUACGGAGAAAUAAACUAGCUGUACUCAAGUCAUUUACUUUUACCGAAUUGUGGAAUCUGCAGGAAUUGUUAUUAGACUAUAAUGAAAUUUACAUAUUGGGUCAAAGGACAUUUGAUGGAUUAUCUCAGUUAAGGAAAUUAAGCUUAAGUCACAACAAACUCGUUACUUUGGUCGCCGGGCUUUUUGAGGGCGUCAGGGGACUCUCAGCUUUGGAUCUUAGAUUUAACAAACUUCAGAGAUUUACAUUUGACAACCUACGCCCUAUUUACGAUAACUUGAAGAACAAAAAUAGCUUCAUUUUCUUAGAAGGAAAUGAAUUUGAGUGCGACUGCCAUCUGGCGUGGAUGCAUAGACUCCGACACGAAGCGAAGAGCGUGAAAGUGCGCACCUCUCUGGAAAAUUUCGUUUGUAAAUUUAAUAAUCCCGCCCUGAAUUCACACUUCGCAUACUUCGAAAGGAGCGUUAUUAGUUCAAACAAUUUGUUCGAGGCUGAUGACAAGCGUGACAUAAAGGACUACCCGGAGACCAGCGACGAUUUUUUCCACGAAGAAAUAGACGACAACUAUGUAGAGGAGUCGAAAUUGGCGAAAAAGGAAAACGAGCGGACGUUGCUACAGAUACCCGUUGAGUUGCUCCCUUGUCCGCAGGACGUCAAAACGGUUACAGACAGGACGUAUACUUAUCCUUCGCAAAAUGAAGCAAAAGAUUAUAGAAAUCUUAUCCUGGCCUCGAUGUCAACGACAGUUGGAGUACAUUUGUGUGUUUUCCUUUUCCCUCUGCUAUUAUUAAUAGGGUAACGUCCUUGGAUUUGAUAUAUCGUUAAAAAAUACGAUAUGCUUAUUAAAUUACGGACCACUUCUUUUUGUAAGGAGGUACUCGAACUAGAGUAGUCGAUUUAUUACGCUGUGCUUUUUAUUUACCGUCGUCGUGUUUGCACCCGAAACAGGAUAAAGUUAUGUUUCGUUCUUGUUUUGUUUGUUUUUCAUUUCCAGUGUAAAAUAUUCAAGCUUUCUUGGAUUUUUAAAAUAAUA
Hyposmocoma kahamanoa is the source of this 1752-nucleotide messenger RNA. Its product is annotated as connectin-like. The record is from RefSeq and is a predicted model, not a curated record. NCBI's taxonomy places the organism in Eukaryota, Metazoa, Arthropoda, Insecta, Lepidoptera, Cosmopterigidae. Gene Ontology annotation, cellular component: plasma membrane. The coding region runs from base 1 to 1518 and encodes 505 amino acids. The transcript is spliced from 2 exons. Gene Ontology annotation, molecular function: protein binding.